UGCAUGACAAAGCAUACACAGGCAACAGACAGUAGGCCUAACCGGUUCAAGUGUGCUGCGUAACUUUUCGUCAACAGAGCUAACGUUAGCCUAGAUCGUCUACGAUUUUGACCUAGUUUUAGGUCAAGUGGACGAGCGAGUGAGAGCUACCUGUGAUUUGAUAAGAUGGAGUUUAUUUACUUUGCAGUGAAAGGCAGAGGUGAGACAAUUAGGCUGAUCAUGGCUGAUAAUAAUGUUAGCUUUACUGAAACAAACUGUGGGAGUAAUUGGACAGCUGAAUGGAAACCAAAAAUGGCUUUUGGACAGGCACCCUGUCUGAAGGACGGCGACUUGACACUCGUCCAAUCGAACACAAUCAUCCGACACCUGGCUAGAAAAUUAGAUUUGUAUGGAGCUGAUGAAUCGGAGGCUUGUCGUGCUGACAUUGUAAACGACAGUGUGGAGGAUCUACGUAGUGGCUACGUAAACCUUAUCUACAAGAAUUACGAGGCUGGCAAAGAGGACUAUAUUAAAGCUCUUCCUGCAAAAUUAGAGUACUUUGAGAAUUUCAUCAAAGACAAAUCACCUUACAUACUUGGGGAUAAGAUAUGUUUUGCGGACUACAGCCUGUUUGACGUUCUGGACGUCCACUUGAUUUUGGCACCAUCAUGUCUCGAUACUUUUCCCACUCUCAAGACAUUUUAUGCAGCAGUAGGGUCGCGUCCCAAGGUCAAAGCACAUAGGGAGUCUGAUGCAUUCAAGUCAAUGCCAGUUAACGGCAAUGGAAAACAAUAGACAUUCUUGCGUCAAUGGACAAUCAAAUGUCUUACUUCAGAUUAAGUAAUUUCAUAACCAGUGUUGAUGGUUGUAGUAUGGUGGACAUUAAAUGACCUGUAUAUAUAUACCUAUGUAAGGGUCCACCUGUGUUAAAUCAGGAAAUACUUAUUGACUAACAGCUGCUAUAGGGCAUAUUGUAUGUUAUCAGUCUUUAUAUUGAAAUUGUAUAUGAUAUUAAUACAGAUGGACAGUUUCUAUGAUGAUCAAUAUCAUUUGUACGAUGAUUGUCUUACAGAUUUAACGUACAUUAUUCAGUAUUUUCUUGGCAAGAUUUUAGAUUCACAUGAAUGUUCUGUGUUAUCUUGCCUGUAUAUACCAAGGUCUGAAUUUAGGCCUUUAGACUGAUUGUCUGAAAAUAAAAAUAAAAUAAA
This is a messenger RNA of Pecten maximus, 1187 nucleotides long. Its product is annotated as glutathione S-transferase P-like. Gene Ontology annotation, cellular component: cytosol. Bases 166 to 774 code for a protein of 202 amino acids. Lineage: Eukaryota; Metazoa; Mollusca; Bivalvia; Pectinida; Pectinidae. The transcript is spliced from 8 exons. The record is from RefSeq and is a predicted model, not a curated record. Gene Ontology annotation, biological process: glutathione metabolic process. Gene Ontology annotation, molecular function: glutathione transferase activity.